UCAAUUAAGCUCAACAGCAAGUGAACGGUUAAUAGUUUUCCUUCAGUUCCAGGGUAUGUGCAGUUCGUACUGUACCAUAAUGAAAAUAACGUUAAUUAUUUGGCGGUCUGUGCAAUGUGUGUGUUAAACCCAGUUUAAAUUUGUGUGUUAAAAUGACGUAAAAAAGAUUGAAAUACUUUAAUGAAAUUGACUGAGUGAAAAUUCAUUCCAAAGAUUCAAAUGAAUGUCGAGCCCCAAUGCUUUAUUACUGCUUCGGUUUGUGUGGAUGUUUAGGCAUCUCCUUUGGGUAGGUUACUUUGUUGCAGCAUAAAUAGGCUAGUGAACUUUUUUGGUAGGCCUGCAUUCUUAAUAAUAGUGAAAGGUUGCAAUUACCUCGGUAUAGUGCAACAACGAACGUGCAGUGGACCAAAUGACUGCUCCUAAACUGCGGAAUCGCGUUUUUGGCAAUUCUUUGAUGUAAUCCGUAAAUGCACUUGAUAGUUCGUUAGUGAUUCCAGGAUGAAAUUCUUAUGCAUAGCAAAAUAUUGGAUACAUAAGAAUUAAAGUGCAACUGUUGACUCCUAAUUAAAAAAAAAAAAAACUUUAUUCUGGUGAAAUGGAUUGACAAUGAUGUUCUGAUAAAGGGGCAUGAAAGUCGAAGUCUCUCUGCGCGCGCACAUAUACGACGCACCUUGAUCAUCGAUAUUUUCUCCAUUGACUACAUGUGCAAAUGAAUAUGGUAAAACUAUUUAAUCAAAAUUUACUGGAAAUAAAAAGGACAACUUAAAACAUAAACGUGUCAACAACUGGUGAAUUACUGUUCUCGCCGUAAUGCAUAUGCAUGUGUGGUUCCCAAGGACCAUAUUUUUGGCAAGAAAACAUUUCUGUGGCCAACAGAAACGCUUCAGGUGCCAUGAAACACAUCAUGCACUUCAACAAUCCCCGGAUUCGACUGAUCCACGAUUCUGAAUCAGCCCGUUGCGGUGAAUUUAAUCACAGUUCCAAGACUGCCGGUUUCCAGAUCUCGCAAUGGGCUCAUUCCCGCGGCGACUGAGUUUGAUUGGCCGAUGAUAUUUCUUUUAAUCAUUGCUGUGUCGUAUUUUUGGGGGGUGCCCAUUGGGUACCUCGUAAAUACGCGAAUUACGAUUGGUUGAAUUUCCAUCGCACAAGAUUAACUAGCCUAUUGGUUAAUUACAGGAGGCUCGUAAUACAGCAUUUUCAACUGCUUUUCGAUACAUUUCUGAGCAUGAGUUUUUUAUGGUCUGUGCUGACUGUGACGCCGGACCAACGAGAUGCGCGAGACCCCAUAACAGGGUUUUUUUAACGAAACCUGGACCACAUCCGUGGAAUUAGAACAUGUUUCGAGAUUAACGGAAUAAAAACCAUUGGAAUAACGGUAUUAAUGAGGUUUAGAGUCUUCUCAAAAAUACAUUUUAAAACUGGGAAUGCUUCAGUACAUCAGUGUAUUGGGAUAGAAACUGGCUACGACGAACGCUGAAUUGUUGGGCAGUGAUGCACACGCGGUGGAUUAUGCUCCAUGUGAAGCUGAAUUGAGAGUGGCGUUUCUCGAAGGCAGUGAAUUUAUAUUUAGGCUAUAUAAAAAGAGAAACUAUAAGAAUCCGUGAAAUGGUAGGCUAUGCAUAAUGUUGCAUUUCUGUUGGAUUAAAAAGACGUCGACAAAGGAUACCAAGAGACCGGCUUCAGGUGUUUGCUCGCGCUGCAGCAUGCACCUCAUGGAAACACUGUUUCUCAAGUUAUACAACUAAUCUGAUAACUAUAUGAAUUGUAAGGUACAACUCUUUUUCUCGUUUCUUUUGUGAAUAUUUGGUAAAUGAAAAAAAGUUUUUUUAAAUGUAUAACCACGUGUACAUUCUUAGUCGUUGUCUCGGAACUUUGAUGUCUGUACGUUCAAAGAGAGUGUCUCGAGGUGGCCAAAUAAUUUCCUGAUACCAACGCAGGAAACCACUAAUUCGUGACCAAAUCGACCUAUGACGGCGACUGAAUUCAGUUAUAUUAUGGCUUUCUGCUUCUCCGACCUAAAGAGUUUGUAGAUACAGUGUGUAGCAGGUAGAUACUGCGUGUUAUCUGUUUAUACGUAUGGCAUGAAAAGCACCCUCGCGCUGCCAUGGAUGAUAAAUCCAAUAAAUUGAUAUUAGUUCCAAUUUUAGCUGUUCUUUUUGUAAUGAUAGGAUAUCAGUAUAUUUGCCCAGCUGGCAGUAACUCUUGCCACUUUAGGACUGUAGAGAAGUUGAGGGGGGUCAGUCCUCCGUCAAGCCAGUAUCCGCAAAGCGAGGAUUUCGAUCGGGACCAAGAGCUGGAAGAUGAUGGCCCUCCAAAAUUUCAGUACAGAUUCAACUUCACUGAACGAGAUCUUACUCGACACGUGGACUUCGACAUCAAAGGAAACGACGUGAUUGUAUUUCUCCACAUUCAAAAGACCGGUGGAACCACGUUCGGAAGACACCUUGUCAGGAAUAUUCGUCUGGAGCAACCGUGCGACUGCAAACCCGGUCAGAAGAAAUGCACUUGCCACCGACCAGGCAAAGAGGAGUCCUGGCUCUUCUCGAGGUUCUCCACGGGCUGGAGCUGCGGUCUGCACGCGGACUGGACCGAGCUCACUAACUGCGUUCCGGUCAUCAUGGACAAGAAGGAAGCUCAGAGAAACCGAAGGAACUUCUACUACAUCACCAUGCUGCGGGACCCGGUGUCGCGGUACCUGAGCGAGUGGAAGCACGUGCAGCGCGGCGCCACCUGGAAGACGGCGCUGCACAUGUGCGACGGGCGCUCGCCCACACAGGACGAGCUGCCCGCCUGCUACAGCGGCGACGAUUGGGCCGGCGUCACCCUGCCCGAGUUCAUGGACUGCCCGUCCAACCUGGCCAACAACCGGCAGGCCCGCAUGCUGGCCGACCUCAGCCUGGUGGGCUGCUACAACCUGUCCUCCAUGAACGAGAGCGAGCGCGCCCGCAUCCUGCUGGGCAGCGCCCGCGCCAACCUGCGCAACAUGGCCUUCUACGGCCUGACCGAGUUCCAGCGCAAGACGCAGUACCUGUUCGAGCGGACGUUCAGCCUGCGCUUCAUCUCCGCCUUCACGCAGAUCAACAGCACGCGUGCGGCCGGCGUGGGCAUCGGCGAGGCCGCCCGCCGCCGCAUCGAGCAGCUGAACCGCCUGGACGUGCAGCUGUACGAGUACGCCAAGGACCUGUUCCUGCAGCGCUUCCAGGCCGCCCGCCAGGCCGAGCGCCGCCAGCAGAGGGAGCAGCGGCUCAAGAGGCGGGAGGAGCGCCGCUGGCUGAAGGAGAGGCACUCCUUCCUGUCCAAGCGCCGGCGGCAGGGCGGGGGACAGGAAGUGCCGCCCACCGAGGACUACGCCAGCCAGGUGGAGCGCUGGUGAAGCCCCGCCCCUUAACUGUCCCUUUCUCUGUCCUCCGCUUCUGUCCUGAUCUGUCUGUCUUUCUUCCUUCAUCUCUCUCUUCUGUCUCACUCUCUAUCUCUCUGCAUUUCCUGUCUCUGUUUCUGUCUGUCUCUCUCUGUCUCUGUCUUUCUCCCUCUCCCUCGUGCUGUGUGAUCUAAUCUCUAAAAGAAUCUGUGACUCUCACAACGUCCCUGCCUUGGGGUGUCCUUCCGUGUCUUAAAAUCUCAAAAAGGAUAUAUUUAUUUAUUUGAUUAUUUAUUUUUAUUUUUGGUUCAACUUCUUCCUCCUGUGGUUUGUCAGUUAGUUAUGAUUGUACAGAUUGUUGUGUCUCGAAAUGGACAGUGAAUUAGUCGUGAAGGCGAAACGACCAAAGAGAGUUAAUGACAAUGAUUUUAAUCAAGGUUUUCUAGGAUCAGUCAAUAUUGGGGCAUGUCUUUAUGUGGUGAAAGGAUCCUGUUUUGCUCAAUACAAUACAAAAUAAUACAAUAAUGCAGUUUGCCAUACAAUGAUGACCUCAUGUGUGAAAGAAUAAGGUUGACUGAGUGCAUGGUACAAAAUUGAAGAUUGUACAAAAUUGCCCUCUGAACUAUUGUGUCAAUUGAGUUCUUGAGUCAAUCAAAGGACUAAUUUUACAGCUGCCUACGUUAUUGUUUCAUGAGUAUCCAGAUUUGCAGGCGUCAGAUUGCAUUUGAAAGGAUGAAUGUUGCAUUUACUGCACUUUCCUUAAACACUGAAUAUUAAGUAAUAGAACAUUGAAAUCACAUAAGGCCCAUCAACAUUCACUCACACACACGGACACAUGCACGUGACAUGCCCAUACUUGUACAUACACACUCACUCACACAAGUGCACACAAAUGCACUCACAGGUUCAAGCACACGUAUAUACUAACUCACACACUCCGACAUGUCAUCUGCACACAUGCACGUGCCCACACACACACACACACAAAAACAA
Messenger RNA from Anguilla rostrata (American eel), 4351 nucleotides. It is a transcript of the gene hs6st3a, whose product is annotated as heparan sulfate 6-O-sulfotransferase 3a. Gene Ontology annotation, molecular function: heparan sulfate 6-sulfotransferase activity. Lineage: Eukaryota; Metazoa; Chordata; Actinopteri; Anguilliformes; Anguillidae. The record is from RefSeq and is a predicted model, not a curated record. The transcript has 2 exons. Gene Ontology annotation, cellular component: membrane. Bases 2105 to 3373 code for a protein of 422 amino acids.